This is a messenger RNA of Botrytis sinoallii, 2389 nucleotides long. RefSeq lists its product as uncharacterized. The transcript has 3 exons. The record is from RefSeq and is a predicted model, not a curated record. Lineage: Eukaryota; Fungi; Ascomycota; Leotiomycetes; Helotiales; Sclerotiniaceae. Bases 398 to 1978 code for a protein of 526 amino acids.
UCACUUAACUACCUGGUAGGUAUGGUAUGGAAUCAAUACAAUGGUGAGAUCUCCAGCUCCAAUCAUGUUUUCAUUAAAUUAUGAGUACAUGCAUAACUUUUAUGGGGACUACCUAGGUAGGUAUACAAGGGAACGAAUUCACUCUCUUUUGUAGGGGGAGAGAAAUGAUUACCUAGGUAGCUGGAGGUACUUGAAUAUCUCAAAGUCUUUAUUUUCCAUCAGAUGUUGAAUAUUUUGUUUCAGAUUGCAAAUUGUUAAACGCUCGAUUUUUGAAUAAAUUUGGAAAGCAUCUCAAAUAAGGUAUCAAGUCGAAGUGUUACGCACAUUCACGUCGCGUAACCUUUGAAAGAGUGAAAGUAAACAAACAGUCAGUUAUCUCACACAAAAUCGAUCAGACAUGCCACGAUCAAAAAAACCUUUGGCUGAAGCAACACCCAAUGCAUCGAUUCCUUCUAAAGACCGAGGCUCUAUGUUGCCAACCAUGGAAGGAAACAAAACCAAUGAUGAUGAUACUGCGAUCGAUUUCAAGAAAUAUGAUCAUUUGAUAGACAUGGAAUUGGAGCGUUGUCGUUUAAGUCAUGAGCUGUGUAAAGAAUGGAUGUCACUAGGUGUGACUGAAGCAUAUCAUGAUACAUUUUUUAUGUAUAUGGAUCCAACCAAAGCACCGGAUUAUACCGUCCUGCGCCGAGACAUACAAAAGUUCAUUACAAAUGCACUUGAAGAGCAGAAGAACCCUCCUCAAAGAGGUUCGUUUGUAUCGAGAAAACCCGAGGAAGAGGUUUCUGGAAACAAAAGACCAGCUGUGGUUAAAGUAGGAGGUUUAUCGCAAAGCUCCGACAAAUUACCAAUCAGUGAGAAUGUCGAGACUCGGGAUGAUCACAGUAUCGAUAACGGUGAUUUAGAUGAAGGAAUUGUGUCAAAAUCCAGUUCUCAAGCUGCAGGUAAAAGGUCCAAUGGAAGAGCUACCGGUAGCCGGCGCAAUCGAGCUGAAGAUAAUGAGAAUGCUGUGAUCGAACCCGAGAACACCUCAGCAAUUAUGUCCACCUCUAAAUCCAACUCAAACCAGUAUACAGCCAAAUCUGUCCUUACGGACCAAGAAACAAAGCGUUGCCGCGAAAAGCUCAGAAGCAUUCUAAUGGCAGACGAAAAGGGAUUUGGGAAGGAAGAAAAUAAAUACACUCCUUCAGCAGUCCAGUUCGAGUUACAAAUAUACCGCAAUGGCUUCAUGGGAUUUGGUUACAAACUUUGUGACUUAAUCGGCGUCUCGCAGGAAGAUUUUGAUGAGUUUAUGGUUUCCGCCUUUGGUAUGUCCAAAGAGGAGGGAAGUCAGAAUGAAGUUUGUCGAAGAAGUUGGGACUUGCUUCGGGAAUUGGAAAAAGAAAGAAGAGAUGGGGCCAGCUCGAAUGGAAAUACUAAGCAAACAAGUUCAUCAGGAACUAAAAGGGCCCCAGGUGGAGAAGUCGAGGGCUUACCAAAAAAGAAGAAAAGAAAUAUUCUGAACGAGGAAAUAAUGGAUGCUAUUGCAAACAUUGGGCUGGAAGAUGAUGAGGAUGAGGAGUAUGGUGCGAUGGAGGUAUACGAUACUUGCGACUCGCUUCGAGAAAAAAUCCAGGAGUAUUUGGAUGAAACAGGUGUCAGUCAAGCCGCAUUUUGCCGCGCACUAUCGAAAUCACUGGACGACCAGAGAGUAACCCCCGCACAGCUCAAAUCCUUCAUGUCAAAAACCGGACCAAAAGCUGGAAACACAUCUCUGGCAUUUUAUGCAGGCUAUUGCUUCAUGGAAAAAGUUAGACUUUUCGAAAAGAAAGAAAAAAGUGAGUUUCGGUUGGAAAUGGAGGAUAUCUGGGAUGGUACUCAACCAAUUACUUACGGACGUGCGGGAUUUGAUAUUUGGACACAAGAAAGUCAAUUCGUCCUUGGUUCUGCGACUUCAACAUUGGAGAUGGAUGAGUAUGGUGUGAUGCAUUACUUUGAGUGAUUUUGGACAGUCAUCUGUUGUUGGGAGCUUUUUCGGCGUUUUCCGGUUGUUUCCUGGUGUCGUAUUCUGGAAUUGAGGACUUGGGGCGCAUAGUAGGAGAAGAGAUAGCGCAUGAGAUUUUGGUGGCAUUCAAAUGACUUGUAUUACGAAUUCAACAUUCAACAAUGGUGGAAAAUCGAAGGUGUGUACAAUAUAGGGAUAUUAAAUGAGAUUUGUUUAUUAUGUGGAUAUUGUAUGUCAUGUAUAAAGGCUAUCAGCAAAUAUUAGCAGUCUCCAUAGACCGACAGUGUAAUAUCACAAUUGAACCCACCCAAACCAUAUCAUAUCAUUAUAUCCUUCCAAGAAUCUAAUCAUACCACAUCACUAAAUCAAAUCCUCAUAAUCCCCCUUCCCAAACCCGCUAUAAAAAAA